AUGGACGUGGACGUGGACUUGGACGUGGACGUGGACGUGGAGAACUUGGACGUGGAAAUGGACGUGAACGUGGACCUGGACGUGGACAUGGACGUGGACGUGGACGUGGACGUGGAGGUGGACGUGGACGUGGAGGUGGACGUGGACGUGGACGUGGACGUGGACGUGGACGUGGACGUGGACGUGGACGUGGACGUGGACGUGGAGGACGUGGACGUGGACGUGGACGUGGACAUGGAGAACUUGGACGUGGACAUGGACGUGAACGUGGACGUGGACGUGGACGUGGAGGACUUGGACGUGGACAUGGACGUGGACGUGGACGUGGACAUGGACGUGGACGUGGACGUGGACGUGGACGUGGACGUGGACAUGGACGUGGACGUGGACGUGGACGUGGACAUGGACCUGGACAUGGACGUGGUCGUGGACGUGGACGUGGACAUGGACGUGGACGUGGACAUGGUCGUGGACGUGGACGUGGACGUGGACAUGGACGUGGACGUGAACAAGACGUGGACAACUUGGACGUGGACAUGGACGUGGACAUGGACGUGGACGUGGACGUGGACGUGGACGUGGACGUGGACGUGGAGGUGGACGUGGACGUGGAGGUGGACGUGGAGUGGACGUGGACGUGGACGUGGACGUGGACGUGGACGUCGACAUGGACGUGGACGUGGACGUGGACGUGGACAUGGACGUGGACGUGGACGUGGACGUGGACGUGGACAUGGACGUGGACGUGGACGUAGACAUGGACGUGGACGUAGACGUAGACGUGGACGUGGACGUGGACGUGGACGUGGACGUGGACGUGGACGUGGAGGACGUGGACGUGGACGUGGACGUGGACGUGGAUGUGGAGAACUUGGACGUGGACAUGGACGUGAACGUGGACGUGGACGUGGAGGACUUGGACGUGGACAUGGACGUGGACGUGGAGUGGACGUGGACGUGGACGUGGACGUUGACAUGGACGUGGAUGUGGACGUGACGUGGACGUGGACGUGA
Closterium sp. NIES-65 is the source of this 1014-nucleotide messenger RNA. The record is from the annotation of a GenBank genome assembly. NCBI's taxonomy places the organism in Eukaryota, Viridiplantae, Streptophyta, Zygnematophyceae, Desmidiales, Closteriaceae.